UCAAACGGAAUUGUUCCGCGGGCUCGACAUUAUUGGUCGAGUGGAGCGGGCUAGGGGGUUGAAGCCGAGGGAUGGAUGCGUAGUGGAUGGGCGCGCGGCGCGAAGAAGGUGAAAAGCAGCAAGGUUCGGGACGACGUCACUUGUCUACGGUUUGCCAAGCGGUCCGGGGGCUUUCGAGUGCGGUCCACGGAGCUCCGAUCCUCGGUCCCUGGCCCUCCGUUAUCGGGCCCCGCGCGACGUAAAAAAGUUCGACACGUCCGCUCCCCGAUAAACUCGAUCACACUUUACCGCGGCACUUCCGCGCCGCGAAACAUGAGGAGGCACCCGGCCGCGCCGAAACACGUGACAAUUUCUCACGAUCCCGGAACCAGCCACCCGCCUCCCUUCGAAUGAUUUCGCCGGUCGGGCCCGGAGGAGGAGGAACGUUAUCGGGAAACAUGACCGCCACCACCGUGAAGGAGUACUCGUGCGUGACUUAGAAGGGUGGCCAGUGGCGCGACGGCGACGGCGGAGUGGAUCCGAUUUCCGAUCGGGCAGGGCGACAGAGAUCCGCGAACGAUGAACGUUACCGAUCAGCCGUCCUACACGAAUAUCACCGACUACGAGCUGCUGAACGAGACCGAGUACCUUGGGGAGGUUCUGGGCGACAAGUAUCUGUCCUGGAGGCUACUGCUGCCUGCCACCAUAGUGUACGUCGUGAUCCUGACGGCCGGGGUCGUCGGCAACCUGGCCACAUGCAUCGUCAUCUACAGGCAGCCGCACAUGCAGACGCCGACCAACUAUUACUUGUUCAACCUGGCGCUGUCCGAUCUGUUGCUUUUAUUGUGCGGGAUACCGUUCGAGUUGAGUCAACUGUGGGAGCAGUACCCGUGGAAAUGGGGAUUAGCGAUCUGCAAGCUGCGAGCUUACAUAUCGGAAUCGUCCUCUUACGUCUCGGUGCUGACGAUCGUCGCGUUCUCGUUCGAGAGGUAUUUGGCGAUCUGUCAUCCGCUUCGUCGUUACGCGACCAGCAUAAAUGGUCCCCUGCGAAUCAUCCUGCUGGUGUGGCUGGUGGCCCUGGUUGUUGCGGUGCCGUUCGCUCACUACAUCACCGUCAGCUACGUCAAGUAUCCGCCCGGGUCGGACGUGGACUCGCUGGAUUCCGCGAUGUGCACCAUGCCCAAGGAGAGCAUGCCCAAGUUCCCUCUCUACGAGCUCAGCUGCUUGGUCUUCUUUCUGUUGCCGAUGGCGUUGAUCGCGGUGCUUUAUAUACGGAUGGGCCUCAGGAUACAGAGCAGCAGCCUGGAGGGGUCCAGACACGGGGAGACCAGACAGGCGCAUUCCAGGAGGACCAUCAUACGAAUGCUCAGUGCAGUGGUGAUCACAUUCUUCAUCUGCUGGGCGCCGUUUCACGCGCAGCGGCUCAUGUACGUGUACAUGGGCGAGUCGUUCGCCGACAUCAACGGCUGGCUGUACGUGCCGAGCGGUUGCCUUUACUACUUCAGCACGACCAUAAACCCGAUCCUGUACAACGUGAUGAGCGUGAGAUACAGGGACGCUUUUAAGGAGACCCUGUGCUGUUGCCCUGCCAAGCCCUCGGCCACGAGGCUCGACCUAAGCAGCGUGAGGGAUUCGAGCGUGGGCCGCGGCCUCGCAUCCAGAGCCGGGUCGCAGGUGUUCUGCAGGAGGAACACCAGCAAUCAACGCAGCAUCAGGUACAACGCGUCGAUCCGAGCGGAAAAAGUAUAAACGCCGCGGCGCGGCGGGGCGAGAGUUACGCUCGAACGACGGAGGUGAAGAAGAGAAAAGGCCGACGGAGACGGCGGGAACGAGCGAUUCUUGGUCCGUGAGACUAUCGGCGAAAUCGGCGGCGGUUGCCUUUGUUGCCGCUUCGUUGGCGAGGAACGGAGAUGCUGGGCUUCCGACACGGCCGAAGCCACUUCGUGCGAGACGCCGGUCUCGGAUCGUUGCCGAGAGAUCGAUGAAACCUCGGGGACCCGGACUGGGAAGUUCGCUUUCGGGCCGCGGAAUAGUCGGCUGCAAAACGAGCCGGCGGUGGUCGGGAUCGGCCGCCGAAAGCCGGGACUUAAAGUUAACGGGGAACGAGAUAUCGGGACUUAGCGUCGCCGAGCCUCGAUCCCGAGGGGAGAAGAUUUGUUCCCGAGAUGACGUUGGAUCGUCCCGAUUAAUUUGUAACACCGUUGUCCGAAGAGUGUCGCGCGCUGUAAACAUUUAAGGCACCCUCUCCACGUCCGCAGGACGAGCUUCUAAUCCCUGACUGUAGCCCGCCGAGAGAAAGGGUGCGCGUGUCCUAAGGUGCUCCGCAGGGGCGCUCCUCCAGGAGAAAGCGGACGCGUGGCGGGGCUCGAUCGUGGGCACCGAAACGUCUCGACGCACAUUUCUUCCUCGAAUUGUUCGCAGAGAUGAUCUCGGGUGUUCUGCGAGUUGGACGAUCGACCGUGGUUUCCACCGCUGGUCCCGGCGACAACCGGCGCGAGGAGGACGGACGAGCCAGUUGCUGGCAAGCCGGAAAAGCGUGGACGAGGCGCAACAACGAUUUCGCGACUCUUCGAACGAGCUGUCGGGGAUAUUAAUCAUCCGGAAUCAUCGACAGCCCUUCGCACUGUGUAAACACUGCUUGGACACUUUUGUAAAUUUCUGCACUAUCACGGUUCCCAGACGCGGGGACCGGCCGAAUUUAACCGAAUUUAAUCGACGGACCGCGGAUUUAUCAGGCUCGUGUAAAUACGGUAUUUUCACCCGUUCGUUGUACAUCGAUCCUAUUACGGACACGCGUUAAUAUAUGGAACGCUGCUUUAUACAACAAA
Messenger RNA from Megalopta genalis, 2807 nucleotides. Its product is annotated as neuropeptides capa receptor. The record is from RefSeq and is a predicted model, not a curated record. Gene Ontology annotation, cellular component: plasma membrane. Gene Ontology annotation, biological process: neuropeptide signaling pathway. Gene Ontology annotation, molecular function: neuromedin U receptor activity. Lineage: Eukaryota; Metazoa; Arthropoda; Insecta; Hymenoptera; Halictidae.